Messenger RNA from Rhinichthys klamathensis goyatoka, 2689 nucleotides. RefSeq names its product RAS and EF-hand domain containing (gene rasef). The record is from RefSeq and is a predicted model, not a curated record. The transcript has 17 exons. Lineage: Eukaryota; Metazoa; Chordata; Actinopteri; Cypriniformes; Leuciscidae. Gene Ontology annotation, molecular function: calcium ion binding; GTP binding; GTPase activity. Bases 115 to 2247 code for a protein of 710 amino acids.
UUUACUUCACUCACCGAACUCAAAUUGUCAAUGUACAAGCAAGAUACCACAAGGUCUACUCACGUUGAAAAGUCACUCAUAAUGUUUGCUAAAUAACAUCUCUCUAGAGCAGCCAUGGGGUCUGACGCGCAAAAGGAGAGACUCCUCGAGCUCUUCCACGCCUGUGAUGUGGAUCACUCCGGGCGCAUUGAGAAAUGGGAGUUUGUGAAAAUAUGUUCCGAGCUGAAGGUCCGACCCACCGAGAUAGAUGACAUUUUCUCCAAACUUGACACCGACAAAGACGGCACGAUCAAUCUGGAAGAAUUUAUGGACGGGUUUCAAGAGUCACACUUGUUGAAAGACGAGGAGAUGAGCAGCGAACCCGCCGGGGAAAGUUCCUCUGUCGCCUUGGAGGAUUUUAAAUCCCGUCUGGGGGAUCAGCUCAAAUUCAUCCCCAGGAUUGAGCCGGUAUCAACUCUGUACCAGAACAUCAGUUUGACGGAGCCCAGAAUGGUCCCUCAGUAUGAAAGAGUUCUCCUCAGUUUUAUCAAAGAGAUCCGAAUACUGAACACUGAAAUGGAACAUCUGGCACUUGCUGUAAAGAGAGCUCAGGAUCAGUCGGCUAUACAGUUGAGUGAGAUGGAGGAAGAGAUGGAUCACCGCAUCCACACUGCAGAGAGAAACACACGUCUACAGGAGUGUAAAAAAGCAGAGACGACUCUGAGCAGCAUGAAACACCAGUACGAGUCUCAGAUAUGUGAACUUCAGCAGAAGAUACAGACUCUGCAGAUGAUGGAAAACCAGAACAGGAGUACCAGCCUCAAAGAGGAAACCUCAGCACUGAAACGACAGAACAAUGAGCUAAUGCUGCAAAACCAGAAGUUGAAACAGGAGCUUUUGGAGUCCCACACUAAUGUUGCGUUCUUGCAGAGUGAGCUGGACUCUCUGAAGAGUGAUCUCACAGACCAAAGCAUCAACUUUGAACGAGAUGAGGCUCUUAUGAAGUGCUUUUCUGAGGAGAGAGAUAACCUGGAGAGACAGAUCGAGGUGCUUCAGGCUGCAAACAGAAAACUCCAUGACAGUAAUGACAGUUUGCGUACGGCCUUGGAGAACAGUCAGAGUAAGAGUAAGACUCAGCGUGUUAGUGGACUCUCACCUGGAGUUUACGUGACCACGAGAAAGAAUUCCUCUCAUUUUGAUCGAUGCUGGAACACAUGUGCGGACGAGGACUAUGAUCCUCAUUUUCGGCUGAUGACUGAUGAUCCGAGCUGUGAGUCUCUGGCCCUGGCUCUUUGCGACCCCAUGCGCAGACGCAGCUUUGAGGAAGACAGCCUCCCCGACAGCUGUGUGGACAGUGGCAUGUCUACCCUGCGCUCAAAUAUGGGCUACGAUUAUGAGCAUGGGAGAUCUUCCUUGAACCUUCUCAUGAACUUCCAAGCAGAUGGCAACAUCACCACUGUGUCUGGAGACACAUCAGAUACAGAGGUUGUGGAAGUGCAAGAAGAGGCUGCGUUUGGGUCGGACAGCGAAUCCGAUCUGAGCUGGACUCUGUCAAAGCCUGUUGAGAAAGAUGAAGUUACUGCUUCAGGGAAGAAAUGCCUCUCUGCCAUCUUCACCGAGAGAGAGCAGGAUGAUUUGGCAGUGACUCAGCCUCCAUCUGAGAAGGCUUACAGGAUUGUGCUGGCAGGAGACGCCGCUGUGGGAAAGUCUAGUUUCCUCCUUCGCCUCUGUAAGAACGAGUUCAAAGGCAACACUAGUGCCACACUGGGGGUUGAUUUCCAGAUGAAAACUUUGGUGGUGGACGGUGUUCCAACAGUGCUGCAGUUAUGGGACACAGCUGGACAGGAAAGGUUUCGGAGCAUUGCUAAGUCUUACUUCAGGAGAGCUGAUGGGGUCCUUCUACUGUAUGACGUCACUUGCGAGAAGAGCUUUCUAAAUGUGCGCGAAUGGGUCGACAUCAUUGAGGAUGUGUCCCAGGAUGACAUUCCCAUCAUGCUUGUGGGUAAUAAGACAGACCUGAGAAAGGAAGCUCUUCUGGAUGGAGUCACCUGUAUUCCAACCAGCUACGGAGAGAAACUGGCCAUGACAUACAGUGCCUUAUUCUGCGAGACGAGUGCAAAGGAUGGAUCCAACAUCAUUGAGGCUGUUCUUCAUUUAGCCCGAGAGGUGACCAAGCAUGCUGAUGAGUUCAAGAAGCCCGUAUCAGUGGCCAAACUGUCUGUAAAACCUAACAAAAAGAUGCCAAGCCCAAACUGCUGCAUGGGCUGAUGCGUGCGCACGUCACAUGACCCGGCGACAGCCCGUGUGCAGGUGCGACGCGAUGCUUCGACAUAGAGCUAAUCAAAUAUUUAAUCAUUCAACUAUUUAUUCAAGUCACAAUACAUGGGAGAUGCCGGUUUGCGAUUGUCCAAGUUGUUUUUACUGUGCUAAACGUGUUCAAGUAUUGUCCUCAGGACUGUCUCAUAGCUGUGUGUCAUGGGUUGCCUUUAACAGCCCUGCAUUUCACAGCUUUUAUAUUACAGCCGAUUAUUAAUAGCUUAUGAAGUGAACAUACACUACGUCAGGAAUUUAGUACGCUGCACUUUGCCUUUAUUUAUUUCAUGAAAACUUCCUUUAGCUAAGAGAGAAGGAAUAUAUCAUAAUAGUUCUGUAAGUGUGUGUGGUAGUGUGUGAAAGUUGAAAUAAUGUGAAAAGUUCUGUUUAUGUUCUA